AUGGGAAAUAUGUUGCGCAGUGAACGCAUGAGUCUUUGCCAAAUCUUCAUUCCAUCGGAAGCUGCAUAUUAUGUGAUUUCUGAACUCGGGGAAAUCGGAGCCGUCCAGUUCCUAGAUUUAAACAAAGACGUCACCUCCUUCCAGCGAAACUUCGUCGAUGACGUCAGACGAUGCCACGAAAUGGAGCGAAAGCUGAGGUACAUAGAAUCAGAACUGGAAAAUCACGGCGUCACGAUUUCCCCUUGCUCAGAAAAUGUUAAAGCUCUUCCACCGAACGAAAUCGCAGACUUAGAACGAAACAUCUCCAGGAGUGAAGAAGAACUGAAGAAACUGACACUGAAUGCUUAUAGUUUAAAGCAGUGUUCUUUGGAGUUGCUAGAAUUGAAGCAAGUUCUAGAAAAAGCGGAGGCGUUUCUUCGAAAACGCGACGAAAUUUUUGGGUAUGACCUGUCUAGGAAUGUAGGAGAAGAUCAGAGUUCUACGAUCAUAAACCAGUUCAAUUUCGUCACUGGGAUCAUCAAUAGAGAGAAAAUGAAAUCGUUUGAAACCAUGCUAUGGAGAGUUUGCAAAGGAAACGUGUUUUUUGAAAAAGUCGAAAUUGAGAAUCCUCUAGAAGAUUUAGCUUCAGACUGUAGACACUACAAGAGUGUUUUUAUUGUGUGCUUUCACGGUAAUCUUCUGACACCAAGAAUAAACAAAAUCUGUGAAGGCUUCCGCGCUCGUAUUUAUUCGUGUCCCAGUGUGCCAAGCGAACGAAGAAAACUACUAGAAAGUAUUUGCAGACGUCUAGCUGAUAUUAAGUUGGUUAUAAAUCAAACGUACGCCUACCGGGAAAAUUUUUUAAGCAGAAUUGCCAAAGACCUACGUUACUGGAGCACCAUGGUUAGUAAAAUUAAAGCGAUUUAUCAUGGUUUGAACCUAUUAAACAUGGACGUUACUGGAAAAUGCUUCAUUGGCCAGUGUUGGGUCCCGUUUGUUUAUAUUCCAGUAGUCAAGAAAGCGCUUGGUGAUGGCUCAAGGGCGUCUGGAUGUCCAGUGUUCUCGUUUUUGUACGUCGUCAAAACUGACGAAGACCCCCCCACUUUCAACCGAACCAACAAAUUCACCCAAUGCUUCCAAAAGCUGGUUGACGUUUACGGAGUCGCGUCGUACCAAGAAGUGAACCCAGCUUUGUACUCAAUGGUCACGUUCCCGCUUUUGUUCGCCGUGAUGUUCGGCGACAUCGGGCACGCUUUCAUUUUGGUACUUUUCGCAACUUUUUUGAUAAUCAACGAAAAAAACUUCGCGGCCAAAAAAGUCGCUAGUGAAGUCACGACGAUCUUCUACGAGGGACGCUACCUCAUACUUCUGAUGGGGAUUUUUUCGCUUUACACCGGUUUCGUCUACAACGAGGUGUUCUCCAAGUCCAUGAAUAUUUUCGGGUCGAGUUGGGACCCGGUUUUUAAUUACUCGGUAGUGGUGGCUGGCGACGUCUCUGGUUUGGAUCCAGGGCACAGUUAUGUUGGCAGCCCGUACUUUUUCGGGGUGGACCCCAUUUGGAGCCUCGCCAACAACCGGAUUGCGUUUUUGAAUUCGUAUAAAAUGAAAAUGUCGAUUAUUUUUGGGGUUUUGCACAUGAUUUUGGGACUUUGCAGCAAUGUGGUCAAUUUUGUAUAUUUUCGGAAGUAUGCAAAUAUUCUUCUGGUGUUUGUGCCUCAGUUAACUCUACUGAGUUGCCUUUUCCUAUGGUUAGUUGCUAUGAUGUUUAUUAAAUGGAUAAUGUACUCACCGGUUAGUACAGAUGUCAAAUAUGGAACAUCGUGUGCACCUUCAAUUCUUAUAUCUUUCAUAAACAUGCUUCUAAUAAAGGAAACUGUGCCCCGUCCAGGUUGUGACCCCUACUUUUUCCAAUUUCAGCCUAAAUUACACAAAAUGCUUCUGAUUGUGUCUAUUAUCACCAUUCCACUGAUGAUAUUUGGUAAACCUCUAUAUGUACUGUACUCCCGAAAACAACACUUUCACGACAAACUAGACAACAAGAGAUUCCGUGACGAGUUAAGUCUGAAGUUUUAUAAAAGCGUCGAACAAGAGUUAAAUGUGAACGAAGAAGCUGAAACAGUCUUCGAUUUGUUCGUUCUUCAAGUUAUCUACACUAUAGAAUAUGUUCUUAGCACGAUUUCGCACACGGCGUCGUAUUUGCGACUGUGGGCGUUAUCUUUGGCACACAGUGAACUGUCUGAUGUCCUGUGGAAGCGAGUUCUCUGUCUGGGAAUGAAAUUUGGAGGUUAUUAUGGAGGAAUCGCCGUUUUUGCUUCGUUUUUCCUGUGGGCGUUCUUCACGUUGAUGAUUCUUGUGAUUAUGGAAGGGUUGUCGGCAUUUUUGCACACUUUGAGGCUGCACUGGGUGGAGUUUAUGAGCAAGUUUUAUGAAGGGAAGGGGUACCCAUUUGAACCUUUCAGUUUUAAAGAGAUUUUGGAACAUCCCGAAAGAACGGAAAGUGAAGAAGACUUGGAAGAAUGUGACGAAAACGACGUCAAAUUAUUUGAAUAGUAAAAAUGGAAACUUUUUUAUAUUUAGCUACCACUGUAUUUAAGAUGUGACAUUUUGUUUGCUGCCAGAUCUAAUUAGAUAAA
Messenger RNA from Zophobas morio, 2612 nucleotides. RefSeq names its product V-type proton ATPase 116 kDa subunit a1-like. Gene Ontology annotation, molecular function: proton-transporting ATPase activity, rotational mechanism; ATPase binding. Lineage: Eukaryota; Metazoa; Arthropoda; Insecta; Coleoptera; Tenebrionidae. The record is from RefSeq and is a predicted model, not a curated record. The coding region runs from base 1 to 2529 and encodes 842 amino acids. Gene Ontology annotation, biological process: proton transmembrane transport; vacuolar acidification. Gene Ontology annotation, cellular component: vacuolar proton-transporting V-type ATPase complex; plasma membrane; vacuolar proton-transporting V-type ATPase, V0 domain. The transcript is spliced from 11 exons.